UGUGCAUAUCUUAUUGGAAACAAUUUAGCUAUUGAUAACACAAGCAAAAUGAAAAUUGCUUACAUAUUUUUGGCGGUCUUAGCGGCUGUAUCCGCUUUUAAUCCCAAGCAUCAAAAAGUUACUUUAAACGCUUACCAACACCGAUUCCCCAUUCCAAGUGUCUUCCAACAACAACACACUCUUGGACAGCAACAGACCGCCCAUAAUCAAAAGACGCGUAUUAACCAACAAGCUAUCCCCGGCUAUCAGGCCACUGCAUACAAUGCACAGAACGCCGGUUACAACCAACAAAAUUCCGCCUACAACCCAUUAAACAAACAAAACAUCGUUUACGGGUCACAGAAAAACCAAAACGUUAAAUAUGCUAGCAAGGAAUUUUUAGCUAAACAAAAGUUCUUGUUCGAAAUUGUGUACCGUGUUGAAGACCCAUUGAUGUUCGAGGAAUGGAUUCAGUUGGCCCAGACCGCCACUUUUAACCCUUCGGAAUAUAUUCAAUACGACUAUUAUAUGCAGAAAUUCCAACAAGCCCAGAAGGCUGGCGCACUUUUGCCUCAAGGUGAAUUCUUCGGUGCGUUGGUAAAGACCCAUAACAAGCAACUGAUUGGUCUAUUCAACUUCUUCUACUUCGCCAAGAAUUUCGAAACCUUCCAAAACAACGUUGCAUGGGCCCGCGUCCACGUUAACGAGCACAUGUUCAUCUAUGCCUUGAACUUAGCUGUCAUUCAUCGUCAAGAUCUUCAAGGAAUGAUUUUACCUUCAAUCUAUGAAAUCUUCCCGCAAUACUUCUUCAAUAGUAAAUUCGUCUACCAAGCCGAAAAAUUCGAUUAUGAUGUCUGGAGCAAAUUGGUUAUGUACGAAAAGCAAUACAAAGAUGUUCUCUAUGCUCCCUACUUCACCCAGCAACAGCAACAACAACAGUUUAAUCAACAACAGCAGCAACAACAAGUCAACCAAGUUAACAAGAACUUCUAUUUCUAUACCAAGGACUUUAAAGCAUGGCAAUGGUGGAAAUUGAUGGGUCUGGGUGAAAAUUGGUACUCCGAAGACCGUUUCAUGUUACGCGACAAUAUUCAGCAAUACAACCAAGAUCCUAAAUACGUUGAAGCCAUGCAAGACGUCCAAAUGUUCUGGAUGCCCGUUGACUAUACCCGUGACAUUGACAUUUUCAAUCAGGAGUCCGUUUUGAGCUACUUCACCGAAGAUUUGGAUUGGAAUGCUUACUGGUACUAUUACAACUUGGAUUAUGCCUUCUUCUUAGAUGGCAAAACAUUCGGUUUGAACAAAGAUCGUCGUGGUGAAAAUUACCUCUACACUGUCCGUCAAAUCUUAGCUCGUUAUUACCAAGAACGUUUGUCUCAUGGUUUGGGCGACAUACCGCAAGUCUCGGUCAACGCUGAAUAUGAAGCUGGUUACGAUCCUCAGUUGAUUUACCACAACGGUGUCGGCUACAGCUACCGCAAAAACUACUAUGAAAUCCAAAGCUACACCAAUGCUGAACUGUUAAACAAAAUAGCUAACUUCUUCACCCGCCUUGAUGAGGUAAUUUCCACCGGUUACUAUAAAACACAAGAUGGUACCUUCAUCGAUCUUCGUAAGCCACAAGCUAUUGAAUUCAUUGGCAAUGUUAUGCAAGGCAAUGUUGAUGUAUACGACCAAUACUUCUUCCGCCAAUGGAAUAUGUUCACUCACAUGUAUCUUGCCGAUGUUGAACCUCAAGAUAACGAAGUCUAUCCCAACGUUUUUGUUAACUUUGAAACCAUGAUGCGUGAUCCUCUCUUCUAUUCGGUGUACAAGAAGAUUGCUGACGUAUACUUCCACUUCCAAUACUACAUUAAGCCAUACACUCAACAAGAAUUGUUGUUCCCAGGCGUUACGAUUAAGAACAUCCAGGCUACUGACUUGGUUACUUACUUCGAUUUAGUUGACUUUGAUGUCACAAACUUGCUGAAUGACAAAAUGACCUUCGUCGAUGGCCAAUUUGUUUGGGACAAAACGUUGCUGGCUCGUCAGGCUCGUCUAAACCACAAACCCUUCGCCCUUGAAUUCACCAUUGAGUCAGAUAAACCUCAACCAGUUGUGAUUCGUACUUUCUUGGGUCCUAAGUAUGAUCAAUUUGGACGCACCAUCUCCAUUAUGGACAAUCAGCAAAACUUUAUUGAACUCGACCAAUUUAUUCACACGCUAACGGCGGGCGUUAAUACCGUUCAACGCAAUUCUCAGGACUUCUAUUUAACAAUUGACGAUCGCACUACUUACACCGAAUUAUACAAACAGGUAAUGCUUGCUUUGGAAGACAAACAGCAAUUCCCCAUGGAUAUCAGUCAGCCUCAUUGCGGCUUCCCUGACCGCCUUGUAUUACCUCGUGGUUGGGCCAAGGGUAUGCCCAUGCAAUUGUUCGUUUUCGUUUCGCCUUUCACUGCUUCCUAUCAACCCUACUCUACCUACGACACUACCUACAGUUGCGGCAUUGGCUCUGGUGUACGCUACGUCGACCAAAAACCUUUCGGUUAUCCGUUCGACCGCAUUGUCGAUGAAUUAGAAUUCUUCGUGCCAAACAUGUACUUGAAGGAUGUGCAAAUCUAUCAUAUCGAUGUUUUCAACAAAUACAAUAAUCAACCUAACCCACAGUUUGGCCAAUUCGACUACAACUACUACAACUAAAUCCUAUUGAUUUGAAAGAGAACACAAAUUAGA
Messenger RNA from Glossina fuscipes, 2694 nucleotides. RefSeq names its product arylphorin subunit A4-like. Bases 49 to 2661 code for a protein of 870 amino acids. The transcript is spliced from 2 exons. Lineage: Eukaryota; Metazoa; Arthropoda; Insecta; Diptera; Glossinidae. The record is from RefSeq and is a predicted model, not a curated record.